AUUUUCCCAUUUAUUUCUCCCUGUCUUUCAAGGCAAGUGACAACGUCGUUGGAGCUGUUCAUCUGCAAGUUGGUUGAACGAGGCAAUUAGGGUUUCCAUAUUCAUUCUCUGAUGCAAACAAUUAGGGUUUUCUCUCUCUGAUAUGCAGCAUGAACAUAGGGCUUCCAAUCUCCGGAUUGUAGCCAAUGUCAGCCCCUUUCUGUCAAGCCCUCUCUUAUCGUCCCUCUCUUCUCUCACAUCCCAUUUCCAGAGCUAGGGUUCUCAAGUUCUCCAAAUCCCCCCUCCCACUCAAUCGGACUUCACUCCUCCUCGGCUCUCUCUCCAAGUCUUCCAAACAUAAAUGGCAAAUUUCAUGCUUUAGGCAUGAAGACACUUCUUCAGAAUUUCUUGAGCCCGAGAAUGUAGAUGAUAAAUUGCCGGAAAUACUGGUGAACCCUGAAUUUGAACAAUCGAAUAUUGGAUAUGAUGAUUGGGCUUCAAGUCUUAGAAAGGCUGCAGAUGUAGUUUUUAUUGCAGAACCUUGGACAGUGCCAUGGACAGCAAAGACCAUUCUGCAGGUAAUGCUCCUCUGGAUUGCCUCCUUCUGGUUAGUAGGAUCUUGGAUAAUUCCGUUCUUGGCUCACUCAGCAGGUUUCAGAAAGGAAUCCUUGACAUGCAGAGGACAAGCUUUAUAUAUUCUUUUGACAGACGUGGCAGAAGGCCUUGCUGGGAUUGCAAUCCUCCAUCACUGCCUCGCAAGGUUCCGUCCUCUACCAUCGGAUUGGUUCAGGUUUAAGCUUGGAGGGAAAUGGCACUUUGAUGUUGGCUUGGGUUGCCUUAUGUUUCCCCUUGUCAACCGGCUCUCACAAGUCAACUUAAAUUUAUUGCCUAUUAUUCCAUCUGCACCUGUCACAGUCUCAAGUAUUGAGCAAUCAAUUAUUUCACGAGAUCCGGUGGCGAUGGCCCUCUAUGCCAUUGUAGUGUCGGUUUGUGCUCCUGUUUGGGAAGAGAUUGUCUUCCGCGGGUUUCUUCUCCCUUCUUUGACCAGGUACAUGCCUGUAUGGUGCUCAAUUCUUGUGAGUUCAAUAGCUUUUGCUUUGGCACAUUUCAAUUUGCAGAGGAUGUUACCGCUUGUAUUCCUUGGGGUGGUGAUGGGUGCUGUUUUUGCGCGAUCACGAAACCUGUUUGCUUCGAUGCUUUUGCAUAGCCUCUGGAAUGCCUUUGUAUUCCUAGAUAUUAUGAAAUGACAUUCUUGUUAUGUAUUUUUAUAUUUGUUAAUCGGGUCUAUUCGCCAUUUCUUCUCUUGCCGUGUAUAAUUGUAGUGUUGGUGUAUAGGAUUUUCUGAUGAUUGAUUUAGACAUUCAAUCACGACACAAAUGAAAUGUGAAAUUCUUGAGUAGUCUACUUCCCUUCAAAUAAUGAACCCCUUGAAUUAUGGGAGGACUUUCGAA
Messenger RNA from Camellia sinensis, 1430 nucleotides. RefSeq lists its product as uncharacterized. Lineage: Eukaryota; Viridiplantae; Streptophyta; Magnoliopsida; Ericales; Theaceae. Gene Ontology annotation, cellular component: membrane. Gene Ontology annotation, molecular function: metalloendopeptidase activity. The record is from RefSeq and is a predicted model, not a curated record. Gene Ontology annotation, biological process: CAAX-box protein processing.